AUGUCAUCCACUGGAUUCGAGACAGCUCUGAAUAUCCUCGAUGCUACCGCUGAUGGCGUCACCAUUGUUGCGCCAGCCGCCAAGCCUGCGUUCAAGGCUAUUGCCGGCCUCUCACCGUGGCAUCAGUUGAAGCGGGGCGACAAGGCACAGACAUCGACGCUCGAAAUUCUAGAGGACACAGCGCAAAUCAUGGAGGUAGACCUACACAAUAUCUUACAAACUGGUUAUGAUGGACUACGAACAGCAAGGGCAGACCUCGCCAAGAUGGGGGCGAUUAAAGCACUGAGAAAGCGGAAGCAGUUUAGCAAAUAUGCAACGAGCGCUGUGCAACUGAACGACACUACCGUGAGCUCGUCACAAGCGGCCAGGAGCCAGCGUAUGUGGAACAACAAGGGGUUGCCAAAUGGAUCGACAUCCGACAGUGCUUCCGCGCAAGCUCAAUCUCCAAAUCGUGGUGCCACUAACGCAUUGACGGAGGACCUAGUGCAAGACGAUACCGCCUCUGUGGACAUCACAUCCAUAUACGAGGACCCUUUCCGCGAGACGGCGUCGGUCAUUGUGUCCGACACAGCAUUCGGCCUAAGAUCGGAAUCUAUAAUGGAAGAAUCUGAGAGCAUCUACUCCGAGCCAGGCGACAUUGAUCAUGAUGAUAGCUUCCGUCUUCACACGCUCCGACAGUCUGGUUGUGCUCAGUGA
Postia placenta MAD-698-R-SB12 is the source of this 696-nucleotide messenger RNA. RefSeq lists its product as hypothetical. The record is from RefSeq and is a predicted model, not a curated record. NCBI's taxonomy places the organism in Eukaryota, Fungi, Basidiomycota, Agaricomycetes, Polyporales, Adustoporiaceae. The transcript has 5 exons. Bases 1 to 696 code for a protein of 231 amino acids.